CAGGCUCUUCCUCCCCCCUUCCCCAGAUCUCCUCGCCGACGCCCACCCUCCCCGCGGCACUCUUCCGAAUCAUCCUCACCCCGGUCGCCAUGCCUUUUUGUGCGGGCAAGAAUCUUGCCCCCUGCCCUCGCUUACACACUUCGCGAAUUUCCCUAUUGUCACUCUACCCCGUUACCACCUCCUCUGCCCCAUUUGACAAAGAUCGCUGGGUGGAUAUUCCGCGAUUCGGGAGAGCCCCAGGCGCCGGAGGGAGCCGCAACCAUGGACCUCCCCGGCGCAUGCCUGGCCCGCCCCGGUCCAGUCCGCCAGGGCCCGCAACAGGCCGGGUUCGACGACUACUUUGGCCGCCGCUCCGACUCGGAGUCUGAAGAUCGACUAGCCUCCAAGUCAUCCUCCGAUAUCCUAUCCUCAGCCUUCCGUGGCAUCAAGAGGAUCGCGCCCGGAAGACCACCCAAGCUUUCCCUGCGCCGACCCCCCGAGUCGCACGUGCCCUCCUCGCUCGAGAGCUCCCCGAUCUCCGCCCCUCUCCUCUCCAGAGGCACUCGCACGCCUCUGCCACAACAUGCACGGAGCCUAAGCCUGCAGGAUAGUCUCGCAAAGCCACUACCCGAACGACCACCGCCGCAGCUUUCUCCAGCCAGCCCCUUGACUCCUCUGGCCCCCCAGCAGUCAAGUUUGGCUACGAUUCUCGACACCGAAACCGACGAAGAGGACAGCCGACUCGACACCAUGGAGUCGGCAUCGUCCAUGGAUAUGGGUGGCGGGUUGUAUGCCCGAGGGCAGGCCGGCCACGGUCACGACUCGAGCAUGAACAGUAGCCAGAGCAGCCUGGCGAGCUCGUCCCGACACGACGGACAAGAUGACCGGAAGGACAAUUUGACGCCGAAGAGCACUGGCCCGUUAUCAGCUGGACCGUCGCCUAAUCUGGGUCAGUCGAGAACCCAAACCGGGGGUCCUGCUGUCGGAACCGCAACUCCGUCGGCACAUUUGUCCGGGUUGAUGUGCAACGUGCACAGGACAACAGGGAAAGAACCACACCCGCUCGUUGGAGCCACGACCACUAUCGUGGGAGACAAGUUGUACGUGUUUGGAGGAAGGAUAUUAUCCAGGAGCAGGCCAGCGCCCUUGACCGCGGAUCUAUACGAGCUCGACUUGAUUCGCCGACACUGGACGAAACUGGAGACUUCGGGCGACAUCCCCCCGCCACGAUACUUCCAUUCCAUGUGCGCACUUGGCGAUACGAAACUUGUUUGCUACGGCGGGAUGUCGCCGACAACGAACCAGAAAAACAUACCACAAGACCAGCAACCCGAGGUCACCGUCAUGUCAGAUAUCUACAUUUAUGACGUGCCGACUAAGAAAUGGACCUUUAUCCCGACACAAGACGCUCCACAAGGUCGCUACGCGCAUUGCGCGUGCAUCCUCCCAUCCUCGGCAGCAUUCGUCUCGCACAGGGCCCCUCUUUCGGCAUUACAACACAACCCCUCUACUGGCAGCGCGAACGAAGGGCGGAUCGGGAUUAAUAUCGACGGCUCUGGCGGCAGUGAGAUGAUCGUGGUCGGCGGACAGGAUGCGUCGAAUCACUACAUUGAGCAGAUCAGUGUCUUCAACCUGCGCAGCUUGAAAUGGGUCUCAACACAGGCACUAGGCAAGAGCUGCGGUGCCUAUCGCAGCGUUGUGGCGCCACUCCCUCCUUCCGUUACCUCGAAACUCGGCAAGGCAUUCCCGGGCGGCACACGACACGAGGUCGGUGGAAUUAGCCAGGAGGCGAGAGAGCCUGGAUCCAGCAUGCUUAUUUAUAGCAAUUACAACUUUUUGGACGUCAAACUGGAGUUGCAGAUCAGAUCACCCGAUGGCCACCUGAGCGAACGAGCCAUGAGCGGCACAUACAGCCCGCCAGGAUUGCGGUUCCCCAACGGCGGAGUCAUCGACACGCAUUUUGUCGUCAGCGGCACCUAUCUCACAUCGUCAAAACAGGAAUAUGCCCUCUGGGCGCUGGAUUUGCGAACCCUGACCUGGAGCCGCAUUGAUGCUGGCGGCGCUGUCUUCAGCCAGGGUAGCUGGAACCGCGGCGUGCUGUGGAACAGGCGAAACACGUUCGUCGUGCUAGGCAACAGGAAGCGGAGCCUCGUGGAUGACUAUAAUCAUCGCAGGAUCAACUUCAGCAAUGUCUGCAUGGUCGAGCUGGAGGCCUUUGGCUUCUAUGACAACCCCCGGAAGGUGGCCCCUAUGAGUGGCUUUGUUAGCGCCAGCAGCCCCUAUACUGGGCCCGGUUUGAGUCUGGCCCGCAAAGCCGGUUUCACCGCCGGCGGCAGGACUCAUAACCGCGCUGCCGAAGAGCUGGGCGAGAAGGCCCUCGCGUUGAGAGAACUCGCGGACAUGGAUAUUCUCUGCAUCGGUGGCGAGCGGAUACCAAUCAACUCGAGAAUCGUGGCGAGGAGAUGGGGUCCAUACUUUGUCCAGCUGCUUAGAGAGGGCACGGCAACGCAGGACGGCAGUGAUGCAGCGACCCUGCGGUCAAAUUCGGUGUCCGCACCCAGCAACUCGAUCCGGAGCUCCAACCUCACCAUCACCCCGGGGAACAUGAGCUCUAUGAGCGGCAGCACCCUGUAUUCGACGGGUGGCAUGAGCAGGGGUGGAAACGCCAGCACGUCGCCAGGACCGGUCGACCCCGCCGCCAUCAACACGGCCCCCACACCACGAACCCUCCCGCCAAACAGCCGGCCACGGUGCCUCUACCUCCCGCACACCUAUCUCACCCUCCAAGCCCUCUUACACUUUCUCUACACCUCCACCCUCCCGUCGCCCUCCUCGCCGCUCUGCACCCCGCAGAUCCUCUGCAGCCUCCUCCAGAUCGCCUGCCCCUACCGCGUCGACGGUCUCCUCGAAGCCGUCAUCGAGCGCCUACACGGGCUCCUCGACAGCCGCAACGCCGCCGCCGUCUUCAACGCCACCGCCAUGGCGGCCGGCGGCGGUCGCGGCAUCGACGGCACCCUCAACCCCAACUUCUUCCCCCUCGCCACCAGCGCCCUCGACGCCCUCGCCGGCUACACCAUGGACACCGGUAACUCCCAACAAAACCAACACACCAACGGCGGCGCCAGCAGCGUCGCCAGCUCGGACGCCGGCGGUGGUGGUCCCCGCAGCGGCGGCCUAUCCAUCAGCACGGCCGUGCCUGGCGCGCCGCCGAGUAGUGACGAGCUGAGCGCUACGACGAGUGUCAGCGGGAGCGAGUGGAGCACGUCUGAGGUCGGGGACACUUUUGAGCUUCCUAAGCUUCGUUAAGGGGGUUAUGGUUAGAGCCUCUCUGGUGGUGGUGAAUUGAGUUGGGUAUGGUACUGUACCUAUGGUUAUCUGCUUCUUGGGUGUGGGAGAUGUUUUGUAUGUUUGUAGAGGGGGGCUUUGUUGUGUUUGUAGAAGUGGGUGUGUUUUUGCUGGGAAUGAUGGGAUGAACACGGUCAUGUGUGGGUGGGUUGGGUUGGGCAUAUGCAUAUGGUAGUUGGAUAUCGGGCUUUUGUGUUGUUGCAUAUCAGUUGGAAAUGAUAGGAGAUGUUGGAUAUGUUGGAUAUGUUGACGUUGUUGGAAGACGUUGAAAGAUGUUGAAUAUAGGGAAACAGUUCACACUUCACAUCCUUGUGCGUGCUG
Molecule: messenger RNA, 3645 nt
Organism: Chaetomium fimeti
Lineage: Eukaryota; Fungi; Ascomycota; Sordariomycetes; Sordariales; Chaetomiaceae
Exons: 3
Coding region: 262-3285 (1007 amino acids)
Biological process (GO): cell redox homeostasis
Cellular component (GO): cytosol; mitochondrion
Molecular function (GO): protein binding
Source: RefSeq, a predicted model, not a curated record